CAUUUCACCCAUUCAAACCUCUAGCCUGCGCAGUAUCUCUUGCCCGUGUAGUUCACCGGUACGCGAUCACGCAUUUAGGAACCACAUUAUUCGUGAUUCGGGAAGCAGGGUAUCCUACUAAACAGAGGAUAUAAUAGUGAACUUGUUGACCGGAUUUUAUAUAAGAAACGAAAUCUACGUUCACCUAUUUAUCCACCCGGAGUAGUAUAUUCGUUGCUCACGGACAUGGCAAAGGCAUGCAAACUGUAUGUCGGAAUAGUCACAGCUUUGGCCCUAUGCAAAAGCUCUCUGGCUGAAUGGAAUGCAACUGAGGAGCCGGCCAACAAGAAUGUGUCCCGCUAUCACCACGGCAACACAAACAACUUCACAGACUCAAUAGAAACUGCAACUCAAGCCAAAUGGAGCGGGCAUUUCACCAAAUGUCCAAAGGAGUUCAGGAAUUACUGUAUCCAUGGGUCGUGCCGCUUUGUGAAGGAACAGAACACUCCUUCGUGCAGAUGUGAAAAAGGGUACAUUGGGUCCAGGUGUGAGUAUGUUGAUUUGGCCUGGCGUAUAGGAGACCAGAGGCAGAUCAUCAUAGCCUGUGUGAUAGCAGCGUUGGUCUUCCUCAUACUGCUCAUCAUAUUCAUCUGCAUCUGUGCACAUCGACAUAAACUUUGCAGGCGGAAGAGGAGAAGAAAAGAGGAGACGAGGAAUGGAACAGAGAAGUUCAAUAUGAUUAUGAUGAACACAAAUGGAACGCAUGAAGCAUCAUCAGAUUCAGUAGAAACCUCAAACAUCAAUGCAAUAUGAUGCGCGACGGGGUCUAUAAAUGGUGUUCUCCUGCCGGACGGGAUGAUGGCCUUGGUUAUGAGUGAACGUUGGAAAGAGAGGGUGCUUUAACGUCACUGAGGAGAUACACAAGCCUGUACUCUCCAGCUGCUUUUCACUGCCGACCAUAGUCUACAAUAUGGACAGUAUGGACUCUGUUCUGUGCAGAAAUAUAGUACAACACAGAGACUGUCACCAUGAAUCCACAGAGAUCGAUCAACUCAAAACAGUAUCUCCCUGUGCGUUCUGUAAAUGUGAUAAUGUGAUGAAGUUGCCCUUUAUAGACUAAUUUAUGCAAACAAAAUGUGAAUGGUCAUCAAAUCACAGUAAGUUAGAGUUAAACCUUUUUUAAAGUGUAUGUAUCAUGGACACUGAGCUCUGAAGGAGUAGGCCUUUUUAUGGACUGUAACCACCUCUUAUUUGGGCAUAGAUUUAAUGAUUAACAUGUAUUCAAGCUAAAAGUCCAGGUAUGCUUACUCGUGGAUGUGGCGUGUUAUAAUGAUGACUCAUGGCAUGUAUGUGGGACGGAUUAUACUAUGUCUAAUGCAGGUAAAUGAUCAAUAUAAUAAUUAGCUGGGUGCUUACAUUUGCUCUAUUGUACACGUGUAUUGGAUUUUUUAAAUAUAUAUAUUUUGCGUAUCCCACUCCCCCUGAGAGUGGGGUCACAGCCAGGGAUCCACCAUUAUUGACAGAAUCCCUGGAGCAAUUAGGGUUAAGUGCCUUGCUCAAGAGCAUAUCAGCAGAUUGUUCACCUAGUUGGCUCGGGGAUUUGAACCAGUGACCUUUCGGUUACUGGCCCAACACUCUUGGGCCAGUAACCGAAAGGUCAUAGCUAGGCUAUCUGCCGACCCUGAUGUCACCUUAUGUAACACACUGUGGUCCAUUUGACAUUCCUUGAACACAUGCUAUUAUAAUGAUGUUAAUAUUGUUAUUAAGCUCUAAUAGUUUCCAGCAACUGAUGUAUAUACAUACUGUAUAUUGUUACAUGUAAUCAAUGCAGAGCCUCCUUCUAUGGGCCAGGGUUGAUGUUACUGACUUAAAUUGGAGGGUGCCCAAAUGUGGGUGAGAAGUAUACAACGAUAACUUGUAGUGAGCACAUUUGAUCUUUAUAUUUCGAGACAUGUAGUCUCCUUGCUACCCGAACAACCCUGCCUGUGUGUUCAUUUGUGCAGCUGUAAAGUAGUCCACUGUUGAAGAAGAUUUUGGGGUUUUCUCAGCAUCCCAGAGUUUCACAGUGUGGAUGCAGCCUGUCGCUUCUUCAGCUAUGCAAAAGUUAAACAUUUCCAUUAAAACGUAUUUGUGCAGAUA
Oncorhynchus nerka (sockeye salmon) is the source of this 2118-nucleotide messenger RNA. It is a transcript of the gene btc, whose product is annotated as betacellulin, epidermal growth factor family member. Gene Ontology annotation, molecular function: growth factor activity; epidermal growth factor receptor binding. Lineage: Eukaryota; Metazoa; Chordata; Actinopteri; Salmoniformes; Salmonidae. Gene Ontology annotation, biological process: positive regulation of mitotic nuclear division; epidermal growth factor receptor signaling pathway; positive regulation of cell population proliferation. The coding region runs from base 226 to 792 and encodes 188 amino acids. The record is from RefSeq and is a predicted model, not a curated record. The transcript is spliced from 6 exons.